AUGCGACGUGCCAGGACGGCUUUCACUUACGAACAGUUAGCCACUCUUGAGAACAAAUUUAAGGUUAGUGAACUUUUUAAAAAAAGAUUAAAAAAAGCUACUUUUUUUAACAAUUGUACAUGUUUCUAUCGAAAUAGCUCUCGGUCUGCUAACUCAUCAAAUCAAAUUAACUCAUACUUAUCUUUUUAAACUUUUCUGAUUAUCAAAUUAGCCUUAACCUUUUUGCAGACCUCCCGAUAUCUCAGCGUAUGCGAGAGGCUUAACCUUGCAAUUCAACUGCACUUGACAGAGACGCAGGUUUAUUUCAAUUUAUGAGCUAACUUGAAGGGUAAUUUAUCUAGGUUAAAAUUUGGUUCCAAAAUAGAAGGACCAAAUGGAAGAAACAUAACCCCGGACAAGACGCCAAUGCUCCGCCGACCCCUCCAUCUGAAGAGAUUUCUCAGCCAAAGACUUCGAAUUCUCCCACUCCCUCUUUCAAUCAACUCGUGAGUUUAAAAAAGCAGAAGAAGGAGAUUCGACGGUUCAGUAUAAAAUGUAGCCAAUGUCAUGCAAGAAGAUAUCACCCCAUAAAUUUUGAAAAAUAUUUGUACUUCCUGUUUCCACAAUCUAGGCUUCUUGUUUUGUUGCUCCUGUCGGAAUUAUAUUGGAAAGUUCAAAAAUUAUUUUUAGUUCAGAUUGAUGAAGAUCUUUUUAUCUUUUUUGUUCCAGUUCAUGCCAUCGAUUGUGCCUGCCGUUCAGCAGACGUUUCUUCCGGCUGCUGCUGUGCUUCCGCUCGGGUUCUACAACCUCAACUCCAUUAUGGUACAGCAAAAACUCAGUUACAACUAA
Messenger RNA from Caenorhabditis auriculariae, 828 nucleotides. NCBI's taxonomy places the organism in Eukaryota, Metazoa, Nematoda, Chromadorea, Rhabditida, Rhabditidae. The record is from the annotation of a GenBank genome assembly.